AUGGAGAAUCGCGAGCUUGCUGAUACUGCUUUUAAAUCAAGAAAAAGGGUGUCUGGUGUAAGAAACAUCGAAAACUAUAAGCAUAACAAAAUAAAAAAAGCCAAAAUUGCUGGAAAAGCUCAUAAAUACCAUAAGGGGAGAGAUGUUAGAAUAUGUUUUGUGAUACUUAUAGGGCCGAAAACUGAAGAUAUCAUAGACAUAAGAAAAUGGUGGCCGAAACAUUAUAAGAAAGUGGUGCUGUCUGUGGAUUCCCAUGGAAAAGGAAUACCCAAGGGACAAAAAACAACUUUUGCUAUUUCCAAAGUAUCACAUUUGACUUUUUCUAAGUCCACACCAGGUCUUGUAACAACACGUGGUUCCAUAGAUUGUUUUAUCAGUUAUGAUUUCCAGCUCUUACAGAGGAUGGGUACCAGGCCACCCUUACCAACAAGUGAUACUCCUGCAUAUGAUGGUAAAGUGCCAAUCAAUGAAAAGAAAAUGGCAGAUUUGAACAAAUUAGCAAAAUAUAUUCCAGCAGAGUACCAAGAUUUCUAUACAGAGGUUUUUGCAUGGCCAACAACUGAAACAAAAAAUGAUUAUCAAGAAAAUAAUGAUGAUAACUAA
This is a messenger RNA of Psylliodes chrysocephalus, 603 nucleotides long. The record is from the annotation of a GenBank genome assembly. NCBI's taxonomy places the organism in Eukaryota, Metazoa, Arthropoda, Insecta, Coleoptera, Chrysomelidae.